Seminavis robusta is the source of this 1377-nucleotide messenger RNA. Lineage: Eukaryota; Bacillariophyta; Bacillariophyceae; Naviculales; Naviculaceae. The record is from the annotation of a GenBank genome assembly.
AUGAGCCGACAGCGGCAACCAAAUCUUGUUCCUGGUACAUGGGUAGAUGAGAGAGCGAAGACCAAGCGCCACGGAAAGAUCUUGCGGAUCGACAGAAACGAUGAAAGGAAGCACCACUGGCUUGUUGAAUUCGAGGAACCGGACGGCACGACCAUUCAACUCGUGAAAACCUCGGCGCAGUUAAGCCGUUCUACCAACCAAGGUCCCACUCAAGGGCCGCAACAGCAACAACAACGAGAAGAAAAUGAGCAGGAGAAUCAGCAACAAACAGCGCCCAAACGAGGAAAUGAAACUGAAAAUCAAUCGGUGUCCUCUACAUCUGUCAAAACGCCACGAAGGCCAAAGAGAAAGGCUGCACUCAAUCACAAGGUCGUGCGUACACCAAAGCAGCCAAUAGCGCGCUCGGAUUCUUACUCUACGAAUGGCAGUCCUUCGAUUCCAGGCUCGUCUGAUUCCUCGUUAUCCAGUGUCUCCUCGUCCGAUGCUCCCUCCUACAACAACAACAACAACGAUGGAGGCUCAGUGAUGAAUAGUACUUCGUCAUCAUCUUCUGAAUCCAACAACAGCAAUGGCGAUGAACCGCCACCAUAUAAUUGGAGGAUGCAUCUUCAGAUUUCGAAUGCACGUCAACCAGAUUCGGAAUCGGAUAUGUCGGACGACGACUCGAAGAACGACGACUCAAACGACGACGACGACGACGACGACUCGAACGAUGGUUACCCCUUGGUCACUUUUGAUGAGGAUUCUUCGGACGAUGAACCAACACGGACAAUAGUUCAAUCCGACGACGUCCAGCUGGAAGAUGCCAUCCCCAACGAACCAACUGAAGAUGUUGAACCGGCUGAUGAACGAGACUUUGAGCAUGAAGAGGAACACCGUAGGAAGACGGAGAUCUACAAUGCCGAGAAGAAACGUCUGCUUGAAGAGGAAUGGUCAGUCGAUCUUGUUCCAGAUAAGCCUCCUCUCCAAUGCGGCUCAAUCGUCAAAGGCAGAGGCAAAAGUGCAAGACAGGGCAAGAUCGUAGAGCGCUCACCAGAUGGAACAAAAUGGAUGGUGAGAUUUGAUGGCAGCCAACAGUUGGUUGAAAAGUCAUCUCAGGGGCUUACUCAGGUGUGGGAACCAGAGCCUUACAUUUGGAACAUAGUGAAAGACUCAGAGCCAGAAGAAGAAGAGUUGGAAGAAUACAACAUUGUUGGUCUCAUUGGCUUUGACUUCAACAAGUUUGAACGCGGCAGGAUUGCGGAUACCUUGAACACCCUCGAAUAUGAGUACCCAUACCUGAAGUUGCUUCAAACCUUGUGGCCUGCGCUUCGGCUUUCCGUAUUGGCGGGCAACAGCUUUGGGAGAAAGACAAGAACCGUUACGAGUGGACUGUAA